Knipowitschia caucasica is the source of this 258-nucleotide messenger RNA. The record is from the annotation of a GenBank genome assembly. NCBI's taxonomy places the organism in Eukaryota, Metazoa, Chordata, Actinopteri, Gobiiformes, Gobiidae.
AUGGGCUACAGGGCCAGUGUUACACCGGCGCGAGGCCAGUUCCAGUCCGUUCGGAGCAGAGACCGCGCUAAGAACGUCAUAUGUACAGCAGCCUACGGUCGGGAGCUCUCUCCGGGGGGUCUCUCUCCGGGAGGCUCGCGGUGUGGACCCGGGGGUGGAGGGCAUCACGGCGGCAUCAGAGGAGACUUGAAGGUGCAGGAUCCCGCGCAGUGCCGUGGAGUCAGCAUCUUGCACGAGAAAUGGUGCAACGCGUCGUGA